Messenger RNA from Mucor mucedo, 1572 nucleotides. RefSeq lists its product as uncharacterized. The record is from RefSeq and is a predicted model, not a curated record. Bases 236 to 1507 code for a protein of 423 amino acids. Gene Ontology annotation, molecular function: nucleic acid binding; zinc ion binding. NCBI's taxonomy places the organism in Eukaryota, Fungi, Mucoromycota, Mucoromycetes, Mucorales, Mucoraceae. The transcript has a single exon.
CUUUCUUUCGCUUAAAGAAUUUUUACAAAAGGUAUUUCCAUCCAAAAUCUUGUUCGCAUCCAUCCGUUAUCAAAUCUUUGUCUAUCCGUUCAAAUGUUUUGUGCAUUCGAUUCGUCUCCUUCUGCUCCAUCUUUUUGAAUUAAUACGCUUUCUUGCAUCUCUUUGAUCUCGUCUUCAAUUUCGACAUUCAACACAUUUGUGAAAAGAUUUUCGUAUAACUCCCGAUCAUUAAACUAUGUCAAUUUCACCAGAGUUUACCUGGGCAGAUAUUGCAGCUGUUGGGAACGCCAAGAAGGUUCUUCUUCCCAUACAUGUCUCUGAUGAGACUGAUUCUGAAUACAAGCGUGAAACUACCAUUAUUUACGAAGAUGAAUGUCUAGAGGCUCUCAUCUUAACACAACAAGCGAUGUCCAUCGUAAAACAAAUGUUGACUGAUGGAUCUGUUUUGUUUUCUUUCCCCGCGACCGUAUUCAAGCAUCGUGUCGAGGCUUACGAGGCCAUUGAAUCCCAAUGUGGUCCUCUACACGGCGUUAGACCCAUUAGUUAUUAUGGGGUUCCUUCUGACAGUAAAAUGUUGUUGGAGGUUAAGUUUCUGGAUGAUGGUAGCACUAUGAAGGCUAUCACCAGUGGUGUCUCUGUUCAAGACAAGAUUUUUAAAGCUUUUCGAACAAAUUUUUCCGACAAAAAUACUCUCGUACACGUCAAGUUCUCGAUUUUAUAUAUCCCAGAUCAAGAAAACUUUCUGGAAGAUUUUUUAGCAUCUCUAGUGUAUUAUGGACAAGUAUUACAAAUCAAGGAGUAUUCCUGUGGUCGUUACUUUGAGGGUCAGAUGUCCGUCAUUCUGAACACUGCGGUAGGCUACACGGAUGAAGAUGAUGAAUAUCACGCUAGUGUACCUUUGUCAAACAGCUUGUAUCUAUCCGAAUGGGACUGUUUUGCUACUGCCACCUUUAAAGGUGCUCCUUCUGUGUGUCAUUGGUGCCAUGUUGCUGGUCAUAUUCGUUCCAAAUGCCCGGAAUUAGCGAAGACCAAAUGUUUUGUAUGUCAUAGUCAUGGUCACACAGCCAAGUUUUGUAAGAGGGGAAAACGUUCCGUUGUUAGGCAGCCUGUUUCCGCUGAAGUAUCCCAAGAUAUUGACUUGGAUUCAACUGAUUGUCUUGAUGCCAAUAUUGUGUCCGACUCAGACACUGAUAUUUCUGAUGUAUCUACAUCGCCCAAGAUUGUUUCCCGUGGUUCCGAGGCUUCCAAUUUUGCAACUACUGUUGCUAGUGUGUCUGGAGAGGUGGACCAUGUAAUGGAUACCACCACUCUUCCUUCUUCAAACGCAGAAUUGGUUGGUAGAACUGGUGGGACCGAUAAAGAUCUUAGUCCGCAACGUUCUGCUUUAGGUAAACAUCCUGCCUCUAAACAGAGCGUGAAAGGGACGUUUCCCAAAUUGGUGGCUCGAACACCCCCUACUCUAAAAGGUCAUAAUUUGUUUACGAAGACUAAGGUUGUUAAAAAAUAACCAUUUUAAUUUCCCCUUUCGUUUUACGUAUAAUUCACGUAUUGCUAAAUAAACUUACUGUUCAU